AGAUCCUCAUUCUCUUUUUUCUCCUGGGUACGUUCAUAAUAUAUUCAAAAGACUCUGUCCCAGCAGCCAUGACGUCGGAAAAAGUUGUAUUGUUCGAUCUGCCAUCCAAACCACCCGUCACGGGAUGGUCACCCAACGCGUGGAAGGCUCGUUUCGCGCUGAAGUUCAAAGGUGUCGACUAUCACACUGAAUGGCUCGAAUUCCCAGAGAUCAAACCAAGACUUGAACCUCAUGUCCCAGCAAACAAAGAGGGCUGGCAAUACACGAUCCCGACCCUGCUUCUCCCCGACGGAACCUACGUGAUGGACAAUCAAAAUAUAGCCGAGUACCUUGAACAGACAUACCCGGAACCAUCCCUCCAGCUUGACUCGCCCUACCUCUUCAAGAUCGAAGCACUCCGUACGAAACUCUUCGAGGCUAUCCUCCCUGCUUUGGGAAGUGAAGUCUCGCGUCGAAUUUUGAAUCCGCCCAGUGCUGAGUACUGGGACGCCACCCGCUCCCAGCCAUUUGGUACGUCGUUGGAUAUAUUAGCAAAGGAAAGGGGAGAAGAGGCAUGGAAUGAAUCGGAGGCGGUUCUGAAGAAUAUAACAGAGUUGCUGAGUGAAAAUAGCGAUGGUCCGUUCUUUGCGGGGCAGACGGUGGGCUACGCUGACUUUGUUUGGGCGGGGGUGCUCCUGUUCAUGCAGAAGCUUGGCGAGGAUGCUGCUGCGGAGGGGCUGAAGCGGACUGGUGAUCCCCAGGUUCAUCUUGCUCUCUUGCAGGCUUUGAGUCCGUGGAUGCAGGACAACGACCGUUGAUAUUGGCUAUAGAUUAUAUCAGGUCUACAGAGCAUCAAGUCUGGUUCGGAUUUGUUAAGUGAAGACUGAGCAUAGGAACAGGACGCAUCAAUAAAGAGGAAUACUCUCAGAAUAAAAUGGUCUACUGAAC
Molecule: messenger RNA, 927 nt
Organism: Aspergillus wentii DTO 134E9
Lineage: Eukaryota; Fungi; Ascomycota; Eurotiomycetes; Eurotiales; Aspergillaceae
Product: glutathione S-transferase family protein
Exons: 4
Coding region: 69-797 (242 amino acids)
Source: RefSeq, a predicted model, not a curated record